Molecule: messenger RNA, 1620 nt
Organism: Ochotona princeps (American pika)
Lineage: Eukaryota; Metazoa; Chordata; Mammalia; Lagomorpha; Ochotonidae
Gene: TMEM120B
Product: transmembrane protein 120B
Exons: 12
Coding region: 162-1181 (339 amino acids)
Biological process (GO): fat cell differentiation
Cellular component (GO): nuclear inner membrane
Source: RefSeq, a predicted model, not a curated record
CGGGGCCCGUGACGUCGGCUGCGCGCGUGGCUCCGGCUGCGCAGGAACAGCUGGUGCUCGGAAGGCGGCCGGCGAGCGCACGGGCGUGGGGUGUGCUUGCUGGCCGGCGGGGCCACGCUGCGGGAGCGGCCGCGGCCGUCGCCGUCUUGCACCACUGCACCAUGUCCGGGCAGCUGGAGCAUUGCGAGCGCGAGUGGCACGAGCUGGAGGGAGAAUUUCAGGAAUUGCAGGAGACACACCGGGUCUACCGGCAGAAGCUGGAGGAGCUGACGGCCCUGCAGGCCUCGUGCAGUGGCUCCAUCAGCAAGCAGAAGAAGCGCCUCAAGGACCUGAAGCACACUCUGCAGAGGUACAAGCACCAUGCCAGUCAGGAGGAGGCGCAGCUGGUCCAGCAGAUGAGUGCCAACAUCAAGGAGAGACAGAAUGUCUUCUUCGACAUGGAGGCCUACCUACCCAAGAAGAACGGGCUAUACUUGAACUUGGUCCUCGGAAAUGUGAACGUGACCCUUCUCAGCAACCAGGCCAAAUUUGCCUACAAGGACGAGUACGAGAAGUUCAAGCUCUACCUGACCAUCAUCCUGCUCCUGGGUGCCGUGGCCUGUCGAUUUGUCCUGCACUACCGGGUGACGGAUGAAGUGUUCAACUUCCUGCUGGUCUGGUAUUAUUGCACCCUCACCAUCCGGGAGAGCAUUCUCAUCAGCAAUGGCUCCAGAAUCAAAGGCUGGUGGGUGUCUCAUCAUUAUGUUUCCACAUUCCUGUCUGGGGUGAUGCUGACCUGGCCUAACGGACUAAUCUACCAGAAGUUUCGGAACCAGUUUUUAGCAUUUUCCAUUUUUCAGAGCUGUGUCCAGUUCCUACAGUAUUACUAUCAGCGAGGCUGCCUGUACCGGCUGCGUGCCCUGGGCGAGAGGAAUCACCUGGAUCUCACCGUGGAAGGGUUCCAGUCCUGGAUGUGGCGGGGCCUCACCUUCCUGCUGCCAUUCCUGUUCUGUGGCCACUUCUGGCAGCUCUACAAUGCUGUGACACUGUUCGAGCUCUCCAGCCAUGAGGAAUGCAGAGAAUGGCAGGUAUUCGUACUGGCUCUCACCUUCCUUGUCCUCUUCCUGGGCAACUUCCUGACCACACUCAAAGUCGUGCAUGCCAAACUCCAGAAGAACAGAAACAAGAUGAAGCAGCCAUGACCUUCACUGGACUUUCUUGUUCCCUCGGCCGGGAGGCCACACUGCCUGGCUGGGGACAGCGCAGUGUUACCCCCAGCCUCCUAUUUAUGACAUAUUUAAUACUGGGCCUUUUGGCUUCCCUGGGCUCUGCAGCCUCCUUGCCACCCAUGGCUGUGGCCUGUCAGUCUUCCAGGGUGGGGCCUCACUAGUCUGCUGUUGGCUGUGUCCCGGGCCCGGGACUGCCCUGCCUCUGCUGUAAGCCCCCCGCCAUAUGGGGCCCCUUUGGGUCCCCAGAGAACCUCCGUCCACCUCAUCUUGCCUUUUGCUGCCUCCUUUGGUGGUCUGGGGCCAGGAGGGUGCCCCUGCCCCUGGGCUGAGGGGCCUCAGUCUGGGUGUACUUCUGGGGGCUUCCCACCCCAGCCCUCAGCACUGUGCCUGCAGACUGGGGUUAUAGGACGGA